Messenger RNA from Aethina tumida (small hive beetle), 1615 nucleotides. RefSeq names its product GPI mannosyltransferase 2 (gene PIG-V). Gene Ontology annotation, biological process: GPI anchor biosynthetic process. The transcript has a single exon. The record is from RefSeq and is a predicted model, not a curated record. Gene Ontology annotation, molecular function: GPI mannosyltransferase activity; alpha-1,6-mannosyltransferase activity. The coding region runs from base 142 to 1584 and encodes 480 amino acids. NCBI's taxonomy places the organism in Eukaryota, Metazoa, Arthropoda, Insecta, Coleoptera, Nitidulidae. Gene Ontology annotation, cellular component: endoplasmic reticulum membrane; mannosyltransferase complex.
ACUGACAUAACCUUAAAUGUACUACCUAACGUUCGUAUCAAUUGCUGAUAGAUAUGUAAAAAUAGGAUAGAUACAAUAGGAUAGUUCACGUCACCCACUGCCAAAUAGUGCUGGAAAAGUGUGAAAUGUCAGCAAGUCAUUAUGAUUUAUAAAAAUCAAGUUUUAAAAAUUGCUAUUUACUCUCGGGCCCUUGUAUUUAUAACACAAUACAUUUUUAAUCAUCUAAUUGAAGAUCAUCAGCCAGAUGUGUUCAGAUAUGCAACGGAAGAGAAAAAAUCACUCUGCGACAAAGUUGUUCAACACUUCCUGGGAGGUUUUCUUCGUUGGGAUGCCCAAUACUAUAUGCACAUAGCAAAAAAUGGAUACACAUAUGAGAAUUCUAUAGCAUUUCCACCCCUGUACCCAGUAAUUGUAAGACUGAUUGCAAUAUUUCUGCAAAAUUUUAUUACAUGUGUUAAUUUUGAUUCCUUGUUGCUUUUAAUAUUCUUUAUAUUUAACAGUAUUAUAUUUAUAAAGGCAGCAACUACUUUGUAUGAGUUAUCAGAGAUAUUAUUAUAUCCGAGCAUUGCAUAUAAAUCAGCUGUAUUGUUUAGUUUUAAUCCUGCUUCUGUAUUUUUUUCAGCUCCAUAUACUGAAACUCUAUUUUCAUACUUAACAUUCAAGAGUAUUUUGAAUUGUUUGCAAUUUUAUCGCAAAUAUUCUGAUAAAACUACAGUUGCAAAUUUCAAUGACUUAUUUUUUAUUUUACCAAUUAGUUUAAGUACUUGUACAAGAUCUAAUGGAGUAUUGAACACUGGCUUUUUUAUUUAUAUGUUAAUUUGUUUAUUUAUUGACAAUUUUCCUAAAAAUCAUAUAAUGCAGUUCAUUUUUAUAAUUAAGUAUUUGUUGCUAAUGUUUAUGUACAUUUUGCUGAGUUUACUACCAUUUUUAUUAUAUCAACAAUUUUGUUUUGAUACAUUCUGUAAGGACUUCAAUGUAGUAUUACCUGAGUAUGUUAAAAAUUAUGGUAACGAACAGGGAUUUGUUUUACCAGGAGAGCAUUCUAAACAUAAUCAGAGUUGGUGUGCCAAAGAAAUACCGGUAGCAUAUUCUUAUGUUCAAGAACAUUAUUGGAAUGUAGGAUUUUUAAGAUACUACGAAUUUAAACAGAUACCUAAUUUUGUAUUGGCAACACCAAUUUUAGCUCUUGUCAUUUGUAACUGUUUACUUUAUUUAAAAAGAAAUUGUUCAAGAAACGUUCUUCAUUUGUUUUCAUUUAAAAGAUUAUAUGAAAAAUCUAAAAAUUUCAAUAUUCUGUAUGAAUCCACAUUGUUCGUUUUCGUUAUUCAUGCUUUUGCCUUUUCUUUAUUUUGUCUUCUUUUCGUUCACAUCCAAGUUUCAACAAGAAUGUUAUGUUCAUCAACCCCAUUCGUAUAUUGGAUUAGUGCUUUUCACUUACAAAAUACCAACUUUAAAAAUGACGUAUUAAAAUCAUUUUUCUUUGGGAAAUUUUCAUCAAACUUGGAAAAGUUUAUUAAACUGUACUUUAUGUCGUACUUUUUUAUUGGAACUAUUUUAUUUUGUAAUUAUUUACCAUUUACAUAAUAUAAUGUUAUUAAUAUAAAAUUUAUACAUA